Molecule: messenger RNA, 1316 nt
Organism: Aphis gossypii (cotton aphid)
Lineage: Eukaryota; Metazoa; Arthropoda; Insecta; Hemiptera; Aphididae
Product: THAP domain-containing protein 11-like
Exons: 7
Coding region: 119-823 (234 amino acids)
Molecular function (GO): sequence-specific DNA binding
Source: RefSeq, a predicted model, not a curated record
UUACUAAAAAAAACAAGCAUUUGUUACACGUUUUUUAGCACGUUUUACGUUUAAACUGCUCAGUUGUGGUUUGUGUUUUUUCGAAGAACAUUGUGUUUAAUAUCUACAUUUUGUUAAAAUGUCUCGUAAAAGUGGAUAUUCAUUCAAAUGUAUUAUAAAAUCAUGCGGGGAAAUGAAAACUCAAAAAGAUUCAAUUAGUUUUUUUUCUUUUCCUAAAGAUCCUGCUCGGUGUGAAAUUUGGUUAGAACGCUGUCAACUGCCAGCUGACACUCUAUCCCAAAAGAAUGUAAAAUUAUGUGGAAAACAUUUUGAAAAAAUUAUGUUUUUAAACUUCUUAGAGAACAGGUUAAAACCAGAUGCUAUACCUACACUAUUUCCAGAUAAUUGUGACGUGAGUACUACAGACUUGUCUAGUGAGAAAGUUAGAACCUCUACCAGUUCGAGUAAUACUGUGUCUUGUGGCUCAAAUACUCCACUAAACAUUAGUGAUGAUCCUGGUUCUUCAAAAUCAUGUACCACAGUAGCAUAUGGUAACAAUGAAAUACUGGCUCUUCCAUUACCUGGUUCACCUGUAGUACCUGAUAGUAUUGACUACGCUAUUUCUCCUGGAAUAUCAUCGUUUUCUAGUGAAAAAUCUACAUAUUUAGAUUCUCCUUCAGAUUUCACAAGUUCCAGUUCUUCAAAAGGUUGCCAAACUCUAGAAUCUUGGUCUGAGAAAACACCCAGAAAAGUUUUGUUACGGCAACAAUUGAAGAUUGAAAAAGAAGCUCGUCUCAAAGCUGAAAAAACUAUCCUGGCCUUGAGCAAUCAGCUAAGAAGUUGAGUCACCAAGAUAGGGAAAAUAGUUGAAAAUAGUAUAUAAAUACAAAUCACGGUUAACAAUUUCCAAGUAUACAAUAUAGAAAUCUAUAUAAGACACUGCUAAUAACUGGCUAUGAAGUAAUCUGAUUAGUAUCAUUUAAUUAUUUUAACAUGACUAAUAUGUUGAUUAUGUAUAUUAAUUUAUUUUUUAUUUUUCAGAAAUAUUGCACAUUCUGCUUUUGCUUCUCCAGCUUCAACUUUAUUCCAUGCAAGUGGGAUCAACUACUCUUAUUUUUGCUCACCUACCAUCAUAUUCCUGCUAUAACCUUGUUUCUAUCUUUUCCUCCAAAUUUGACUUUCAUAAUUUCUUUUUAUUUCUACAUGCUGUUUCCAUCAAUUCUAUUAUUUUUAACCCAUAUUUUUAUAGUACCUCUCUCCAUUACUCAAGCUUGCCUUCAACAACUUGUUGUUAUAUUAGCUUUCAAAACUACAUCUGCUGCAUUUAAGCUUCUAAU